GCCUAACUUCUGCCCAACGUCAGGCGCGCUUAGACCCAGCCGAUCCACCCUCGUAUGUACCAUCUACGGGCUCGGGCGAGUAGAGCAAGAACAGCAGCGCGAAAAUCCGCCGCCGCCACAGCACCUCCCGGCGCUGCAGUUCACCGCCGCCCCAGCACCUCCCGGCGCCGCCAUCCACCGCCACCCCAGCACAUCCAGGCGCCGCAGUCCACCGCCGCCCCAGCACUUCCCGGCGAACUCCCGUUCCUGGACAUAUCGACUGUUGGGGCGGGAGCAUGCUUGGCGUGCUCAAGCCAGGUCGAUCUGGCGCAAGAAAGGGUUUCGUUCUUGUGCAAGAAAGGGUCCAACUCUGGCAAAAGAUUUCGGAGGUGCAGGCAGCAGUACUGCUUCAGUUGGAUCUGGGAGGAACAGCUUAGCAAGUACGUGAAUGAAAUGGUGAUUCACAAGACAGCGGCGGAAAUCCGAGUGUUGCCUGAGGCACUGGAAGUUGCCAGUAAUCAAGUUCAGCACAAGGAGGACCAAAUUCGAGCAAGGGAUGAACAACUGGAGCUAGCCCUGGCGCAAAUCGCCUCCUUGAAGACCACUGUGGAGGAAACCGGCACUAGCUUAAACACCUUAAAGAUGUUGUUCUGGGGGUUGAUUUUUCUGUUUGCUGUUGGGUUUGUAGCCCUGAUCCAAAUGUAGUAGGCUGUUCUGUGUCUCUGAUAGUGCUAUCAUAUUGGAGCUAGUCUUAGUCAAUUAAUUGUUAACCAAUUGUGACCAGACAUGCUAAUGUUCAAGAUGCUUGAGUGCCUAGAUCUAUGUUA
Lolium perenne is the source of this 806-nucleotide messenger RNA. The record is from RefSeq and is a predicted model, not a curated record. NCBI's taxonomy places the organism in Eukaryota, Viridiplantae, Streptophyta, Magnoliopsida, Poales, Poaceae.